AUGGUGCUCUUCAAGGACUUGAACAAAAGCUGCGCUGACUUGCUCAGCAAGGGCUACCCUCACGAGAAGGCGUGGGAUCUGGAGUACAAGUACAAGUCGAAGAACCCAGAAAUCGUGAACACAGCUUCCGUUAGCCCCGGAGGUGCGUUUGACGCGAGCUCCAAACUGAAGUACUGCGUCAGCGAUGUCACGACCGAAGUGAAGAUGAUGGCGAUGGGCAAGUCCACCAUCGACGUCAAGUACGCGCCGCCGACGCUGAAGGGUUUGACGCUCGGCGCCAAGUUCGAUCGCCGUGGUGACAAGACGUCGAAGGACAGCCUCGACAUUUUGGCCGAGUACAAGCUCCCAACCAUUCACUCGUUCUUCUCAGUCAACCCCCUCGCUUCUUCGUUCAACUUUGGCAACGUCGUUGAAUACAAAGCCUUCAGAAUUGGAAGCGAAGUGACUGGCAAGUUCGACGCAUCUGCGAUGAAGUACGCCGUCGGCGCCUCGUACACCGGGCUGGCGAGCAAGGCUGGUGAAUUCACCGUGUCCGUGAAGACUGCGCCGAGUGGCGAUGCCGUUUUCGGCCGCAUGAUCGGCAGUGUGCACGGAAAGACGACGGACAACAAGUCGGCGGAGCUGGCUGCGGAAGUCGACUGCAACCUUCUGGAUGGCCGCACCAACAUUCAGUUCGGCGGUCUGUGGUACUUGAAUGACCAGAAAGACACUUUCUUGAAGGCGAAACUCACCCAGAACGCACGCGUGAGUGUCGCCCUCACCCACAAGGUGUGCGACUACGUCUCCGCCACCAUCGGGUCGCAGAUCGACGUCUCGAAGCCGAGCAACCCGGACGCCGUCAAGCACGGCCUGAAGCUCGAGAUCUGUGCCUAA
Molecule: messenger RNA, 873 nt
Organism: Neospora caninum
Lineage: Eukaryota; Apicomplexa; Conoidasida; Eucoccidiorida; Sarcocystidae
Product: putative porin
Exons: 6
Coding region: 1-873 (290 amino acids)
Biological process (GO): monoatomic anion transmembrane transport
Cellular component (GO): mitochondrial outer membrane
Molecular function (GO): voltage-gated monoatomic anion channel activity
Source: RefSeq, a predicted model, not a curated record